Didymosphaeria variabile is the source of this 2019-nucleotide messenger RNA. RefSeq lists its product as uncharacterized. Lineage: Eukaryota; Fungi; Ascomycota; Dothideomycetes; Pleosporales; Didymosphaeriaceae. The record is from RefSeq and is a predicted model, not a curated record. Gene Ontology annotation, molecular function: hydrolase activity, hydrolyzing O-glycosyl compounds. The transcript has a single exon. The coding region runs from base 1 to 2019 and encodes 672 amino acids. Gene Ontology annotation, biological process: carbohydrate metabolic process.
AUGAAGGCGGAUGUGAGCAACUGGGCCAACGAGGGCACUUCGGCGCACGUUCAUUGCAAGGUUUUCGACCCUCAAGAUAAAGAGUUGACUGUCGGGAGCCUCAACACCAGUGUCACUUUAGCCGCGAAGUCGGCGCAACAAAUUUCAUUCAAGUUCAAGGUUGCCAACCCUCUCACUUGGUGGCCAGCACAGUGGGGCCAACAGCCUCUGUACAAAAUUUCUUGCUACCUGUCGAUAGGAUCCCAGCUUUCAGAUUCCACGCCUAAAGUACGCUUCGGCAUUCGCACUAUUACGUCUACUUUGAACAAAUACAAUGACACCACGUUCUUCGUUAAUGGAAAGCCUUUUCAGGUCAUCGGCGCUGGCUACACCUCAGAUAUCUUCCUUCGUUUCGAUGAGCGCAAACUGCGCGCACAGUUCCAGUACGUACUCGACAUGGGUCUCAACACUGUACGUCUUGAAGGCAAACAAGAACAUCCACGCCUAUACGAACUCGCAGAUGAGAUGGGCAUCAUGAUCAUGGCUGGCUGGGAAUGCUGUGACAAGUGGGAAGGCUGGUCGUACAACGAUGAGGGGUCUGGCGAAAAGUGGGAAGACGCCGACUACGCCAUCGCGAAUAAUUCCAUGCGCCACGAAGCAGAGCUGAUGCAGCACCAUCCGUCACUCCUAGCUUUCCUGGUUGGUUCCGAUUUCUGGCCUGAUGAUCGUGCAGUGCGUAUAUAUGUCGAUGCUCUCCGAGCAUUCGACUGGGACGUUCCCGUUAUAGCCUCGGCAAGCCAGCGAGGGUACCCGUCUAUCUUAGGAAACGGUGGCAUGAAGAUGGAUGGCCCGUAUGACUGGGUACCGCCCAAUUACUGGUACACAGAUCAACUCGGUGCCGCUUUUGGCUUCGGCUCCGAACUGGGCGCUGGCGUAGGCACACCUGAACUCAACUCGUUGACACGCUUCCUCGAUCCCUACGACUGUGCAGAUCUCUGGAAGAAUCCUAAUAAGGGGCUUUAUCACAUGAGCACUAACGUAUCCUCCUUCUACACCCGCGAGAUCUACAACGACGCGCUAUGGGCGCGCUAUGGUGCUCCAACAUCACUUGAGAAUUACCUGCUGAAAGCGCAGUUGAUGGACUACGAAGCCACGCGCGCGGAGUUUGAAGCGUAUGCUGCGAAGUGGACUGCCGAACAGCCUGCUACAGGGCUGAUAUACUGGAUGUUGAACAACGCGUGGCCCUCAUUACACUGGAAUCUCUUCGAUUACUACCUGCAUCCCGGUGGCUCGUAUUUCGGCACCAAAGUUGGUAGUCGCCAGCAGCAUAUAGCCUACGACUACCUCGCGCGUUCUGUCUACCUGAUCAACCGCUCCCUGUCGUCCCUUGGUCCUUGUACCGUCGAUGUUGAAUUGCUCGAUCUCAAUGGUACAACGAUCAGCAAUACUACGACGACCACUCAACUCUCACCAAACAACAGCACUCAGCUGUUCGAGGUUGAGAAUAUCGAUAAGAUCAGGGAUGUAGCCUUAUUGAAACUAGUACUCAAGAGAGAGGAGAAGGUCCUCUCAAGAAAUAUAUACCACCUCACACCCGAACCCGACACCCUCGACUUCGACAACUCGACUUGGUACCAUACCCCCGUGACUAGAUACGCUGAUUUCCGCGCCCUCGGAAAGCUACCUCAGGCUGAUUUGUCGGCCAAGGCCUUCGUAACGAAGGUCAACCCCAACGAAAUCAGUGCCAGGAUCACGCUACAGAAUAGAGCCAAUAUACCGGCCGUGUUUGUUCGGCUGAAUUUAGUGCAAACAAAGCAUGACCCGUAUUCAUAUCAAGAAGGACUCAUAGAAGUCACACCAGUCAAGUGGAGCGAUAAUUACGUCACUCUGUGGCCGGAGGAAGUCUUGGAGUUGGAAGUCGACUUUCCAUCCAGCAAUGGCAUAGGGUCGGACUGGGCGACGAUAGUGGAGAUCGAGGGGCUGAAUGUGGGGAAGCAGAAGAUCGGAGUCAGUAUCAGGGCUGGUGGAAAGGAGGAGUAG